This is a messenger RNA of Hemicordylus capensis (graceful crag lizard), 1907 nucleotides long. It is a transcript of the gene TPST2, whose product is annotated as tyrosylprotein sulfotransferase 2. The record is from RefSeq and is a predicted model, not a curated record. The coding region runs from base 302 to 1426 and encodes 374 amino acids. The transcript has 7 exons. Lineage: Eukaryota; Metazoa; Chordata; Lepidosauria; Squamata; Cordylidae. Gene Ontology annotation, biological process: peptidyl-tyrosine sulfation. Gene Ontology annotation, molecular function: protein-tyrosine sulfotransferase activity. Gene Ontology annotation, cellular component: Golgi apparatus.
CGGGAAAGGCGGCUGGCCUCCUCCCUCGAGCGCGUGACGUCGCCGAGAGGCCGGGCGGAGAGACAACAUCCACGGCACCACCGAGGCGCCCGCCCGUCCGGUGCCGAGCAGGAGCCCGGGCUGCGCGACCGCCGGCCACCCUCUCCCCCAGAGACGGAUUUAUCUCUCGUCUGGUAUUUACAAGGAGCAGCCAGUUUCCAAAUGAACUUCCCAAAGAGAGGCCGCCUCCGGCUCCCGUGGCCCGGAUGCUGAGGGCAGGGCCAGCACCACCUGUUCCCAGGCCCAUGUGGAUGGGGAGAGGAUGCGGGUGACCAUGAGGCGGGUGCUGCUGGGGGUGGGCUUUGCCAUCGCCCUGAUGGUGUCUGCCCACCUGGGCCAGCAGAUGCUGCAGUGCCAGCAGAUCUUGGGCCAGGGCUCCGGCCCGCGGGGGCUGAUGCGGCCAGAGAACGAAGAGCUGGUGAUGCUGGAUGCCAACCGGGUGGAAUACCGCUACAGCAAGGAGAUGCCGCUGGUCUUCAUUGGCGGCGUCCCCCGGAGCGGGACCACACUGAUGCGGGCCAUGCUGGAUGCACACCCAGAGGUGCGCUGCGGGGAGGAGACCCGGAUCAUCCCGCGCGUGUUGGCCAUGCGCCAGGCCUGGUCCAAAUCCGGGCGAGAGAAGAUGCGCCUGGACGAAGCUGGGGUGACGGACCAGGUCUUGGACGCGGCCAUGCAGGCCUUCAUCCUGGAGGUGAUCGCCAAGCACGGGGAGCCGGCCAGGUACCUCUGCAACAAGGACCCCUUCACGCUCAAGUCCUCCCUCUACCUGUCCCGCCUCUUCCCCAACUCCAAGUUCCUCCUGAUGGUGCGCGACGGCCGGGCCUCCGUCCACUCCAUGAUCACCAGGAAGGUCACCAUUGCGGGCUUUGACCUCAGCAGCUACCGGGACUGCUUGACCAAGUGGAACAAAGCCAUUGAGGUCAUGUACACCCAGUGCCUGGAGAUCGGCCGCUCCCGCUGCCUCCCCGUCUACUACGAGCAGCUGGUCUUGCACCCCAAGCGGUCCAUGCAGGCCAUCAUGGAGUUCUUGGACAUUGCCUGGAGCGACGCGGUCCUGCACCACGAGGAGCUGAUCGGGAAGCCGGGCGGCGUCUCGCUCUCCAAAAUCGAGCGAUCCACAGACCAGGUGAUCAAGCCAGUGAACACGGAGGCCUUGGCGAAGUGGCUGGGGCACAUCCCAGUGGACGUCCUGCAGGACAUGCCCCACAUUGCCCCCAUGCUGGCCAGGCUGGGCUAUGACCCCUAUGCAAACCCCCCCAACUACGGGAACCCAGACCCUUUGGUGGUCAACAACACACAUAGGGUUCUGAAAGGGGAUUUUAAAACACCUGCCAAUCUGAAAGGACACCUCCUACAGGGGUCUCAAAAUACUACUGCUUUUCACUGACAAAGCUAGUGAUUUCCAGGUGCAAAUUGCUUUCUGUUACUCUGAAGAGAAGAUGGUUUGCAAAGUGUUGACAGUGGAAAUCCAUUAUCCAAGCAUAUUGCUUGUUAAUGAUAUUGCCAAAUCCAGUGCUCUCUGCAAAACUUUUUUUUGCAUUUAUUUGCAAAUUUCAGACAUUUUCCAACUCCUGAGCACAAGACGUCUGUCUUGAUGGACACGUCAUGGUAAAGGGCAAAAGCUGUGGAAAUGAAAGAUCUCCAACUGCACUGGAGAAGAUUUUAUACUUGUUUGGUUGGAGACCUUUUAAAAAGUCAUCUUGUAAUUUGUCCUCUAAGUUGCAGACCACAAAUAGCUCGAUUAAUAGAACCUUAUUAGAGUGCUUUUGUCUUAACAGGUGACAAUCUGAAACUUGGCCUCCUGUCACUCUCUUUUUGUAAUUUACAAGAAUCUAUUUAAGAAUUAAUAUAUGAGGCUGUCUCCUUCA